UUCCCCCAGUCCCCACCGAAAUCUGGAGAGGCAUGGAGUGGCAGAAACUCAACUAUGAUAUCUAUACCCUGCGGCAGAUACGAAGGGAAGUGAGAAACAGAUGGAAACACAUUUUAGAAGAUUUGGGUUUUCAAAAGGAAGUGGAUUCUUUGUUGUCAGUGACUAAACUUAGCACCAUGAGUGAUUCUAAAAACACAAGGAAAGCUCGAGAGAUGUUGUUAAAACUGGCGGAGGAGACCAGUAUUUUUCCAACCAGUUGGGAGCUCUCAGAGAGAUACCUUUUCGUUGUGGACCGACUCAUUGCUCUUGAUGCUGCAGAAGAGUUCUUUAGAAUUGCGAGUCGAACUUAUCCCAAGAAGCCUGGGGUUCCAUGUCUGGCAGAUGGCCAGAAAAAACAACCCUACCUUCCAUUUCCCAGUCCCUAAAGGACAAGCUCAAAAGUAGAAUGGAGUUCUUCCACUGGGACUCAACAGCUAGCCAAAGUUGGAUGACUGGAUGUAGAAGAGAGUGAGCAAAUACAGGGCUUGCUAAGUGAGAAAUGAUUCUGAGUCCUACAGCAAUGGAAGGGCUUUCUGAGGACUUUAUGCUAAGAAAUGCUCUGGUUGCAUUGAAACACCCUGAUGCUUUUGCAUCUAG
Molecule: messenger RNA, 636 nt
Organism: Octodon degus (degu)
Lineage: Eukaryota; Metazoa; Chordata; Mammalia; Rodentia; Octodontidae
Product: melanoregulin
Exons: 4
Coding region: 33-425 (130 amino acids)
Biological process (GO): melanosome transport; melanocyte differentiation
Cellular component (GO): melanosome
Source: RefSeq, a predicted model, not a curated record